This is a messenger RNA of Aplosporella prunicola CBS 121167, 2010 nucleotides long. RefSeq lists its product as uncharacterized. NCBI's taxonomy places the organism in Eukaryota, Fungi, Ascomycota, Dothideomycetes, Botryosphaeriales, Aplosporellaceae. Gene Ontology annotation, biological process: transcription by RNA polymerase II; transcription by RNA polymerase I; nucleotide-excision repair. The transcript has 2 exons. Gene Ontology annotation, cellular component: transcription factor TFIIH core complex; transcription factor TFIIH holo complex. The record is from RefSeq and is a predicted model, not a curated record. The coding region runs from base 1 to 2010 and encodes 669 amino acids.
AUGUCACGAGUGUCGGCCUCGUACAAGAAGCAAGAUGGCCUCCUCUCCAUCAAUUCUGAUCGUCUCACAGUCCACUGGGCGCCAGCCGCACCUCCGGGUACUCCGCCGACACUCACCAUAGCCGUCUCCGACAUCACCAACCUGCAGCAGACCCCUGCCACGAGUGCCAAGGUCUCGAUCAAGAUCGUCGCGACCGACAACUACGUCUUCGCCUUUAGCUCACCAACCGCCCGCGAUGACCAGGCUGCCAUUACCAACACGCUGCGACAAGCCAUCGAGGCGCACAAGGCCCGGGGCCAGCCGCCCCCCGCGACCUCAGCCACGAACACGCCGACCCCCAACGCUGAUGGACAGGCCCAGUCGGCGGCUAUGACAUUCGCAAAGGCGGCUUCUGGGGCCAGUGGCGCGGCAGCAAAGCCGGAAGACGAGCUGUUCAACGACGCACGGCUGCUGGCAGAUGUGGACCUGCAGCGCUCGUUGCUCAGCAAGGACUUGGCCACGAGAAAGAGAUUCGACGAGGCGCUGCGCGGGAAGCCGGAGAGCAUCAGCGUGGGCAUGUUCUCGCAGCAGUUUUGGAGCACAAGGGUGCAUCUGCUGCGCGCGCAUGCCGUCGAGCUGAGUCAGCACCACGGUCCGUACAACGCGCUAUCGGCCAUCAAGUUCAAGUAUGAUGAUGAGGGCAAGCCGACGACGAUCUUGACGCGGGGUCAAAUUGCGACCAUCUUCAGCCAGCAUCCGCUGGUGAGGCGCGCAUACAAUGACCUGGUUCCUCCAAUGAAGGAUACGGAGUUCUUCAGCUCAUUCUUUGCCAGUCGGCUGUAUAAGAGGCUCAAGGGCGAGAAGAUCACAGAUAUGGACCCCAUGAACCCCAAGCUGGACAAAUACCUGGACGACAGUGAAGAAAACGAGCGAGCAAAAGGUCUGAACGUAGAGCAUUUCCCGCACUUUUUGGACAUUGAGGGCAACGAGCAAAAUCACAGCCAACGCCGCGGAAACAGGCCGGACAUGACGAUGCGGCCGUCGGGAUACGACAAGGUGCCUAUCCUCAAGAGUCUCAACCGCGUGUCGGAGCACAUGAUGGCGGAUGUGCUGCCAGCGGACGUGUACGACCCGCACGCGCCGGUUGGCGUCGACGAGAUUACAUUCGAGCAGCUGCGACUCCAAGAUCUUCAGCGAAAUAACGAGGACAACCGCAUCAUGCUCAACAUCCGCGAUCAGCAGCAGUUCUUCUCGCGCGACGUUCAGGCAUCCACCGAGGCCAAAGUGUACGCAAAGCAAUCCCCUAAGGAUGUCAUUUCUACGCUCAAAAACGAGCUUCAACCCGGCGGGGCUCAGGGCCUGAAUCUGCCGGCUGCUAUCGGCGUUGACGACAACAGCGAUAGUGAAGAGGAUGCGCGAGCCACCAAAGCGGGUAAGGUCCGCAUUGGCACCAAGGCGAGCCGUAAUUCGGCGACGCGCCAGAUCCUCAACGCAGUGAAGCAGCGGUGGGCACAGACGAACGACUUCUCGACGCCGCUGGGGACGUUUGCGCCCGUGUCGUCGGUGAGCAACAGCACGGGGCUGUCGAGCAACGCGGUCGACGGGCUGACGCUGGCGCACAACACGACGAUCGAGUUCCUGCACUAUUUCUACGCCGUGUACCACUCGGGCGACGCGGAGCGGGCGGGCGAGCUGGGCACGCUGGCCGAGACGCUGGACAAGUCGCUGGAGCGACUGAAUGCCAUUGCGGCGGACGCUGAGGCGGAGCGCGCCGCCCUCGUCGCCGACGCCCGCCGCAGGAAUGACGAGUACACGGCGCGCACGGGCAAGCGGCGCCGCUUCGACGAGAGCGCCAUCAAGGGCGGCCGCGAGGGCGUGCUCGCUGUCGUCAAGCCCACGGUGCGUGCCGUCACGGAGGCGACGUCGCGGUAUCGUCGCGAGCUGGCGGCGCAGUUGGCUGCGGUCCAACAGCAGCAGCAACAACAGCAGCAGGCAGCUAUGGCGGGGGCGGGGACGCCCGUUGCCGCGUAG